Gregarina niphandrodes is the source of this 606-nucleotide messenger RNA. Its product is annotated as serine/threonine-protein phosphatase. NCBI's taxonomy places the organism in Eukaryota, Apicomplexa, Conoidasida, Eugregarinorida, Gregarinidae. Gene Ontology annotation, molecular function: calmodulin binding; calmodulin-dependent protein phosphatase activity. The record is from RefSeq and is a predicted model, not a curated record. The transcript has 3 exons. The annotation marks the transcript as partial. Gene Ontology annotation, cellular component: calcineurin complex; cytoplasm. Gene Ontology annotation, biological process: calcineurin-mediated signaling.
AUGCAGCUGAAUGACCGUCAGGUGCCGGAAGUGGAAGCACCGCCUCAGCACCCUCUUUCACCGGCCAUACUUUGGCCAGAAGGAUCUGACAAGAAACCGGACUGGAAAGCGCUAAGGGCCCACUGUUUGAAGGAAGGAAGGCUGUCUAUUUCUGAUUGUCUGUUACUGAUCAAUAGGGUUACAUCCAUUCUUAGCGCUGAACCCAACUUACUAACUCUACAAGAUCCAAUUACCGUUGUCGGUGACAUUCAUGGUCAGUAUUUUGAUCUGAUAAGAUUAUUGGAGAUCGGUGGCGAUCCUGACAAUGAUGGUGUCCAAUACCUGUUUUUGGGGGACUAUGUGGAUCGAGGAAGUUUUAGUAUAGAAGUUUUGUUGGUCCUCUACGCGCUCAAGUUGUGUCAUCCUCGAAAGAUCUGGUUGCUUCGAGGGAAUCAUGAAUGUCGACAAAUGACCUCGUUCUUCAACUUUAGGGAUGAGUGCGAGUACAAGUAUAACCUUUCAGUAUACGAGGCUUCCAUGCAGAGCUUUGAUUGUCUACCGCUAACAGCAGUAUUGAAUGAUAAGUUCCUUGCUCUGCAUGGAGGCAUUUCUCCUCAACUCAUCGAU